AUGAGCAAUAACGCCACAACUAACAGUACUGCGACAUCGUCCAUUUAUUGCUCAGACUAUUCCACAGCAGAAAGGGUGGCUAAAACCUUGGCAUACUGUGUAAUAAUCGUUGUAUCUCUCACUGGAAAUAUUCUUAUUGGAUCAGUCGUGUUCAAAGUGAACUCCAUGAGGAAAACCAUCAACUACCUCAUCGUCAACAUGGCUAUAUCUGACCUGGUUCUUCCAAUAUUUGUCGUCCCGCGGAUUAUCGAAAGAUUUUACUUCGGUUACUGGUUCAUAGAUGGGCCUUUUGGUUCGGCACUUUGUAAACUGGUGUACUUCAUGACAGACGUCUCCAACGCUGUAUCUAUACAGUCAUUGGUCUUGAUAGCAGUGGAUAGAUUUGGAGCGGUAGUGUUUCCACUCCGUCCCCCAAUUGUCUGCUCCAAGCUUCGCCCGUAUUUCAUAAUGUCGACGUGGAUUGUUGCCUCGGCUCUCCAUUCCCCAUAUUUCUUUGCCCGCAAGCUCAGCAACUCGAAAGGACAACUUCAGUGUGUUCUGAAGUGGGAGGAAGCCUUCGGAGAAUCAACUUCUGUAGCGAGCUACUACGUAACAAUGUUUCUAAUAUUGGCGGUGAUUCCGUUCGCGUUGCUGUCGAUACUUUAUUCCAUCAUCAUCCUGAAGCUCAGAGCUCAAAAGAUACCAGGAGGGGAAUCAGUGGGCGCAAAAGAACUUGAAAAACGACUGAAGAGGGAUAGAAGUGUACUUCAGAUGGUCCUGGCCAUCAUCAUGGGAUUUGCAUUGUGCAUUCUAAGCUGCGGCAAACAGCAUUUUGCUUUCUUUGCCAUUUUCAUGGCCCACGCGAAUUGCGCCAUCAACCCAUGUAUCUGUUUUAUAUUCAGCGGUAACUACCGGCAAGGCCUAAAGAGUUUAUUCGGUUGUUGCUCUCGCUAA
Stylophora pistillata is the source of this 933-nucleotide messenger RNA. RefSeq names its product substance-K receptor-like. NCBI's taxonomy places the organism in Eukaryota, Metazoa, Cnidaria, Anthozoa, Scleractinia, Pocilloporidae. The record is from RefSeq and is a predicted model, not a curated record.